AUGUCUAGAAAUAACAUCCUGCACUUUCAAUGGCUAGAAUCCUAUAGAGUUAAGUCUGCCAAUCAAAAACUAGUUUCCUAUUAUCUUGAAGAGUUAGAUAGCACUGAACUCAAAGAAUCUAUUGCAGGAAACAGAUUGAAGAAGUAUCUUAUAAAAUCUGGAAUGAAGUCAUUCAAUAAUAGCCCAGCAGAUUCUGAUGUAGAGAUAGAGAAUGUUUCUCAAAGAUAUGCCACCAGAAGUCAAUCUAACAUUCCCUCUAGCAGUUUCUUGAAUGUUAGCUUCUUGAAUCAGAGUGAAAAUGAAAAUGAUCAAGAAGAAAUGAAGCAAAUACAAUUUCUAAAUGUUAUACCAGAUGACUGGAGCUUUGCUGUUAUUAUACCUCCACAAGAUGUUUAA
This is a messenger RNA of Coccidioides immitis RS, 396 nucleotides long. RefSeq lists its product as uncharacterized. The record is from RefSeq and is a predicted model, not a curated record. NCBI's taxonomy places the organism in Eukaryota, Fungi, Ascomycota, Eurotiomycetes, Onygenales, Onygenaceae. The transcript has a single exon. Bases 1 to 396 code for a protein of 131 amino acids.